CAGAGCCGGAGCCGGGGCUUUUGUCCAGGAGCUGGAGCCGAAGAGGCGCAGUCGCAGCCCGGAGCCCGGAGCCCGAGCCCAACCGCCCCAGCCACCGUCUGCGCGUCUUGCGGCCCCGAGCCCGACCCCGCGGUCCCUCUGCCCCAUGAAACUGGCCGCGAUGAUCAAGAAGAUGCGCCCGAGCGACUCGGAGCCGAGUAUCCCGGCCAAGCACUGCUACCGCAUGGUGGUCCUCGGCUCGCCCAAGGUGGGCAAGACGGCCAUCGUGUCGCGCUUCCUCACGGGCCGCUUCGAGGACGCCUACACGCCCACCGUCGAGGACUUCCACCGCAAGUUCUACCGCAUUCGCGGCGAAGUCUACCAGCUGGACAUCCUCGACACGUCCGGCAACCACCCGUUCCCCGCCAUGCGGCGCCUCUCCAUCCUCACAGGAGACGUGUUCAUCCUGGUGUUCAGUCUGGACAACCGCGACUCCUUCGAGGAGGUGCAGAGGCUCAAGCAGCAGAUCCUCGACACCAAGUCCUGCCUCAAGAACAAGACCAAGAAGAACGUGGACGUGCCCCUGGUCAUUUGCGGCAACAAAGGGGACCGGGACUUCCACCGCGAGGUGGAGCGGCGCGAGAUCGAGCAGCUGGUGGGCGCCGACCCCCGGUGCUGCGCCUACUUCGAGAUCUCGGCCAAGAGGAACAGCAGCCUGGACCAGAUGUUCCGCGCGCUCUUCGCCAUGGCCAAGCUGCCGUGCGAGAUGAGCCCGGACCUGCACCGCCGCGUGUCGGUGCAGCACUGCGACGCGCUGCACAAGAAGGCGCUGCGGGGCAAGAGGCUGCGGGGGGCGGGCGGCGACCCGAGCGACGCGGUCGGCAUCGUGGCGCCCUGGGCGCGCAGGCCGAGCGUGCACAGCGACCUCGUGUACAUCCGCGAGAAGGCCGGCGGCGACGGCCCGGCCAAGGACAAGGAGCGCUGCGUCAUCAGCUAGGAGCCGCCGCCCGCGCGCGGCCGCACAAUCUUGGGAGGCCUUUCUGUCCAAGAGUCAAGGGUCCGGGCCGCCCGGGCCGUGGGCCAGAGCCGCCCGUGCGCGCAGGGGGGCGGCUCCCCUCCCCGCGCCCCAGGAAGACUCAGAGCAACCGAGAAGGGACCGUGGUCUGCUCGGGAGGGAAAGAGGGCGAGCUGGCUGAGGCGGGACUCCCCCCGCUUCGGACCCCCGUUGGCGCCGGCCGCCCCCACCACCCGGGGACACUUCCCCGGCACAGACCUAAACAUGGGGGAGGGGGAGUCACGCCGCCACCGGGGGGCCUUUGGAAAGCGUCCCGCCUGGAGGAGCGGAGGCUGGGCACUAGCUGGCCUGUGAUUGGCGGUUGCCAUGACAGCCGGCGAAGCUGAGGGUGGGGGUCACAUCCCAGUGACUCGUCUACGCGUGUGCCACGGCAGGAAGCAAAACAGAACACACAACCUGCACUUUAAUGGUAGUUCUGGUGUCACUGUGGACAGGAACAGAAUCUUCCCCAGGCGUCUGUACUGUUCGAGAGACAGUCUAAAGGUGUUCUUACUGGUUUUUUAAUAUGAAAAAAUAAAACUUUAAAAUGGAAAA
Molecule: messenger RNA, 1588 nt
Organism: Phacochoerus africanus (Common warthog)
Lineage: Eukaryota; Metazoa; Chordata; Mammalia; Artiodactyla; Suidae
Gene: RASD1
Product: ras related dexamethasone induced 1
Exons: 2
Coding region: 146-976 (276 amino acids)
Molecular function (GO): GTP binding; GTPase activity
Source: RefSeq, a predicted model, not a curated record